Messenger RNA from Pseudozyma hubeiensis SY62, 342 nucleotides. Its product is annotated as squalene synthase. NCBI's taxonomy places the organism in Eukaryota, Fungi, Basidiomycota, Ustilaginomycetes, Ustilaginales, Ustilaginaceae. The record is from RefSeq and is a predicted model, not a curated record. Bases 1 to 342 code for a protein of 113 amino acids. The transcript is spliced from 2 exons.
AUGCAGACCGUGCCGGCGACUGCCAAGACGUCUGCAGCCGCAGGCGCAGCCGCAACAAGCAGCAUCAACACGCGGGAGAAACAGUGCAUGGCAUUUCUCGAAACUUCUCGGAAAGCAGGUGAUCAGUCGCAUCCCCCUAACCCUUCGAUACGGACAUAUCAUCUUGUGUGUGGAAGAUUCUACGUCGAGCAUUUUGCAGGAAUCACGACCGUCUUCCUGCAAGAGAGCAAAAAAGGGAGGCAAGCCACUCACAACAUGUGGGUGAUGCAGAAGAAAAGCGCCACCAGCUGUGUUCCUCGCAGAGUUGCUUCUUUUGGAGGAUUCCUGCAUCAACGUCAUUGA